Arachis ipaensis is the source of this 1392-nucleotide messenger RNA. Its product is annotated as AP2/ERF and B3 domain-containing transcription factor At1g50680-like. Gene Ontology annotation, biological process: regulation of DNA-templated transcription. Lineage: Eukaryota; Viridiplantae; Streptophyta; Magnoliopsida; Fabales; Fabaceae. The record is from RefSeq and is a predicted model, not a curated record. Gene Ontology annotation, molecular function: DNA binding; DNA-binding transcription factor activity.
UCCCAUCCUCUUGUCCAUUGUUGUCAUACUGAAUUUCAGUUCAAUAACUCGAAAUUCAUCAAGACAGUAGACACAACAAUAAGAAGAAAAAUAAUAUAUUAUCCUAGUUAUCAUCAAGAGUGAUGAUCAUAAUUCAUCAAGAACAACAUAGAAUGAUGAUGCCAAAUAAUAACUCUGAAACGUGUUCAUCACCUUCUAAUAAUAAUAAAGAAAUAAUGGGGAAACGUUUGAGGUACGAAGAGAACGCAGGGUUUCAGAAGUUCAAAGGCGUUGUUCCUCAGCAAAACGGGCAUUGGGGAGCACAAAUAUACGCAAACCACCAGAGAAUAUGGCUGGGAACAUUCAAGACGGAAAGAGAAGCCGCCAUGGCUUACGACAGCGCCACCAUCAAGCUAAGAAGCGGCGAAAGCCACAGAAACUUCCCGUGGAACGAUCAAACCGUUCAGGAGCCUUAUUUCCAGAGCUAUUACAGCACGGAAACUGUUCUUACCAUGAUCAGAGACGGUACAUAUCCCUCCAAAUUUACAUCAUUUCUUCAAAAUCAAACCCAUAAAGAAGAAGCCACAGGAACAAUUUAUUCCCAUAAUACGCGCAUCAAGAUUCGAGGAGGAGAACAGUUUUCUUGCACGCAACUGUUUCAGAAAGAAUUAACGCCCAGCGACGUUGGGAAACUGAACAGGCUUGUUAUUCCAAAGAAACAUGCAGUUACGUAUUUGCCCUUUGUUGAUGGAAAUAACAAUAAUAAUAAUAAUGCAAUGGAAGCAGGGGAAUUCGGCGGCGGCGGCGGCAGCGGCGUUGAUGUGGAGGUUAUGUUUUACGAUAAGUUGAUGAGAUCGUGGAAAUUCAGGUACUGCUAUUGGAAGAGUAGCCAGAGUUAUGUGUUCACGAGAGGGUGGAACCGUUUCGUGAAGGACAAGAAACUCAAGGCUAAAGACGUCAUUGCAUUUUACAUGUGCGAGCCUGUGAAUAAUGAAGUUCAUCAGCACCGUCUGUUUGGGUUGAUCGAUGUGAUUUAUAAUAAUACGGAAAAUGUUGAGACCACAAAACGAGAGGUAAUUGGGAAGAGUACUACUAGGUUAGCUUGCAGUGAAGUAGUUGUAGAAGAUAUGGAAGAAGAAGAUGAAGACAGAGAAGAAGAAGAAGAACAUAAAGUAGUAGGGAGCAAUAAUAAUAAUAAUAAUGUUGAUGGAAUGGAGUUGAAUCCACCACACAAAGGUGUGAAGCUAUUUGGCGUAUCUAUCAACUGAAAUAAUUAGUGUUAAUUAAAAUGUUAAAAAAAUAUAUACUAAUUACCUAUCAUGUAUAUAUACAAUAAUGCUGAGGAGGAUGUGCAUCUCCAAUGAGAAUUGCUUCUUGAAUCCAUUCUUACUCUUUAGGAAAGCAAUCCAAAAC